AUGGUUUGGAUUUGGGCAACAAUUGGGUUGCUUGCCCUUGUUCAUAUCCUGCAAGCAUGGUGGAAGAACAAGAAGAAGAGGUUACCUCCUGGUCCAAGAGGGUUCCCCAUUUUUGGAAGCCUUCACUUGCUAGGGGAGUUUCCUAACAAGGAUCUUCAUCGGCUAGCCCGAAAAUACGGCGACAUCAUGUACAUGCGCUUAGGCCUUAUGCCUACCAUUGUCAUCUCAUCUCCAGAAGCCGCUGAGCUGUUCCUCAAAACACACGACCUUGUUUUUGCUAGCAGGCCACCACAUGAAGGUUCAAAGCACAUCUCUUUCGGACAAAAAAACUUGAUCUUUUCUGAGUAUGGCGUGUAUUGGCGCGACACCCGGAAGAUGUGCACAAUUGAGUUGCUCAGCAACCACAAAAUCAACUCCUUCAAGUCCAUGAGAAGAGAAGAGGUUUCUCUCUGUGUUGAGUCUAUUCGAGCGGCCGCAAAUAAUAGAGGUGUUGCUGUUGAUCUGAGUGACAAGGUCUCGUCUCUCAGCGUGGACAUGAGCUGCCGGAUGGUGCUUGGGAAGAAGUACAGGGAUGAGGAGUUUGAUGAGAGGGGUUUCAAGUCUGUGGUCAGAGAGGGUAUCCAAUUGGCAUCUGCUCCUAACUUGGGUGAUUACAUUCCCUUUAUUGCUCCACUUGACCUCCAAGGGUUCACAAAACGCAUGAAGUCUGUUAACAAGGCAUUUGAUAACUUGUUUGAGAAGAUCAUUGAGGAGCAUCUUAAACCUAACGAUGGAGAAAGAACUAAGGACUUUGUUGAUGUUAUGGUGGGCUUCAUGGGGUCCGAAGAAUCCGAAUACCGAAUCGAACGCCCCCAUAUCAAGGCUAUAAUGUUGGACAUGCUGGUGGCCUCCAUGGACACAUCAUCGACAACGAUUGAGUGGGCACUCUCCGAACUCAUGAGGCAUCCGAAAGCGAUGAAGAAAGUCCAAAAAGAGCUAGAAAAUGUUGUUGGAUUGGAUAAAAUGGUGGAGGAAUCAGACUUGGAGAAAUUGGACUACUUGAACAUGGUAGUGAAGGAAACCUUUAGGCUACAUCCAGUAGCACCAUUACUGGUUCCUCAUGCAUCCACUGAAGAUUGCACUGUCAAUGGAUACCACAUACCCAAAAAAUCUCGGGUCCUCAUAAACGUGUGGGCAAUCGGGAGAGACCCGAAUGCUUGGACAGAUGCAGAAAAGUUCAUACCAGAAAGAUUUGAGUGUAGCAGCGUUGAUGUUACAGGAAAUCACUUUCAGCUUAUCCCAUUCGGCUCUGGCCGAAGACGUUGCGCUGGAAUUCAGCUAGGCCUUACUGUGGUCCAGUUAGUGCUGGCACAACUUGUGCAUUGUUUUGAUUGGGAACUUCCAAAUAACAUGUUGCCAGAUGAGUUGGACAUGACUGAGGAGUUUGGCCUUACGGUUCCAAGGGCCAAGCACCUACUCGCUAUCCCUUCCUAUCGCCUUCGCAAAUCAGCAUAA
Messenger RNA from Prunus armeniaca (apricot), 1494 nucleotides. NCBI's taxonomy places the organism in Eukaryota, Viridiplantae, Streptophyta, Magnoliopsida, Rosales, Rosaceae. The record is from the annotation of a GenBank genome assembly.